Oncorhynchus gorbuscha (pink salmon) is the source of this 1464-nucleotide messenger RNA. RefSeq names its product slit homolog 2 protein-like. The annotation marks the transcript as partial. Gene Ontology annotation, molecular function: calcium ion binding. Gene Ontology annotation, biological process: axon guidance. The record is from RefSeq and is a predicted model, not a curated record. The transcript is spliced from 10 exons. NCBI's taxonomy places the organism in Eukaryota, Metazoa, Chordata, Actinopteri, Salmoniformes, Salmonidae.
UGUGUGUGUGUGUGUGUGUGUCCAGGUGUGUGUGUGCGGAGGGUUUCGAGGGGGAUGUGUGUGAGAUCAACGUUGACGACUGUGAAGACAACGACUGUGAGAACAACGCAACCUGCAUCGACGGAGUCAACAACUAUACCUGCAUGUGUGGCCUGGAGUACACAGCUGCUACCAAUGAGGUGGAGAGAGGUGAGCUGUGUGAGGAGAAAUUAGAUUUCUGUGCUCCAGAGUUGAACCCCUGCCAGCACGACUCCAAAUGCAUCCUGACCCUUCAGGGGUACAAGUGUGAGUGUACCCCAGGCUACGUGGGGGAUCAGUGUGAGCUGGACUAUGAUGACUGUGAGGAGAACAAGUGUCAGAACGGAGCUCAGUGUAUUGAUGCGGUCAACGGAUACACCUGUGUCUGUCCUGAGGGAUACAGCGGUCUGUUCUGUGAGUUCCCUCCUCCCAUGGUUCUGCCGCGCACCAGUCCCUGUGACGACCACGAGUGUAUGAACGGAGCGCAGUGCGUUAUCGUGGAGACGGACCCCCGUUGUCAGUGUCUCCAUGGUUACGAGGGCGAGUGGUGCGAGACGCUAGCCAGUGUCAACUUUGUCAACCGACGGUCUUACCUGCAGCUGCCCUCUAGUCUAAUCACACCUGAGACAAACAUCACACUACAGAUUGCUACAGAUGAGGACAGUGGUGUGUUGCUGUACAAAGGAGACAAGGACCACAUUACCAUAGAGUUGUAUAGAGGACGUCUCCGUGUCAGCUACCACACUGGAACAAACCCUGCCUCUGCUAUAUACAGUGUGGAGACAGUAAAUGACGGUGUAUUCCAUGUGGUAGAGUUGGUGGCAUCAGAUCAGACUGUAUCUCUGUCUAUUGAUGGAGGACCAGUCAAGUCUAUCAACUCUCUGAGUAAACAGUCAACACUCAGCAUCGAUUCUCCUCUAUACCUGGGAGGUAUGCCAGAUCGUUGGUCAGUCCCUGCAGCGCUGCAGUCUGGAGUUGGGGGGCAGAACGGGACCAGCUUCCACGGCUGUCUCAGGAACCUCUACAUCAACGGACAGCUGCAGGACCUGGGGGUCGGGCUGGAGCAGGGACAGACUGGGGUUGAAGCGGGAUGCCAGCCAUGCCAGGCAGGGGUGUGUGGCCAGGGUGAGUGCCACCCAACCGGUCAGAGAGGCUUCUCCUGUACCUGCCACCCUGGGUGGACCGGAGACCGUUGUCAGGACCAGGUCAACAACCCCUGUGAUGGGAACAAGUGUAUCCAUGGUUCAUGUCUUCCUAUCAAUUCCUACUCGUACUCCUGUCGCUGCCAGCCAGGAUUCCUCGGGGUGCUGUGUGACGAGGCAGACCAGGAAGUGCUGGACCCCUGUCAGCUGACCAGGUGUAAACAUGGGAAAUGUAGGCUGUCUGGCCUGGGCAAGGCCUACUGUCAAUGUAACCUAGGAUACACGGGGGACGCCUGCGACAGAG